AGGCGCGGGCUGGAGCGUGUCAUGUGACUGGGCUUCCUGUCCGAGCCCGGUCGCCGUCGCUAUGCCAACCUUAGCACAACAGGUCCCGGGGCGAAAGCCGGGCCCGCCCGGAGGAGGAGAGGAGCCGCCGCCGCCGCCAUCAUGAUCCCGCCCGCGGACUCCCUGCUCCGCUAUGAGACGCCGGUGCUGGUGAGCCGCAACACGGAUAAGCGCUCGCCCAAGGUACGUCCCGGGGGGAUGGCGGCUGGGUCUGAGCUCCGUGCACGGAGCCCCUCCGCUCACCCCAGCCAGCCCCGCUCCACUUGCCUCUGUCUCCGUCUUCUCCUCCUCCUCCUCCUCCGCAGGCGCGUCCGCUGAAGGCGAGCCCGCAGGUGGGGCCUCCGCCGGGGCCCGUCCCGACGCCGAAGGGCAAGACCCCGCCGCCCACUGUAGACGCCACCAAGCAGCCCGAGGAGAUCCUCAACGCCAUCCUGCCCCCCAGGUGAGAUGCAGGCUCUGUGAGUGGGUUGGGUCCGAAACCAAGUGGCUCCUGGGCAGGGGCCUCUCGAGUCCCCCUCCUCCUGCUGGGGCCGGAGGGGCAGCUGAGCCACCAGUCCUGGAGGGUUCCCCACCACAGUAGAGGUCAGCAAGGAACUCUAUUCUUUAUUGGGGGGGCGGGUCCACCUUCAUUCCAGGCAUGGCAAGCACCCACUGCCCAGCUAUCUCGCUCUGCAUGAGAAGAUGUCUGCAUCUUCUCUAUGGUGGCAACAGCAAAAAAAAAAUACUUCCUCUGCAGAUGCAUGCUGAACUGACAGCUUUAGAGGGUUAUAAACAUCCACACCCACCCAAAUACAGCUAUACCUCAUGUUACAUCCACUUUAUGUUAUGUUCUUUCAGGUUACGUCCCGCAGCGACCCGGAAGUACCGGAAAGGCUUACUUCCAGGUUUCGCUGCAUGCGCAGAAGCACAAAAUAACAUCAUGCUCAGAAGCAGCGGAUCACAACCCACCCAUGCGCAAAUGCGCCGCUGCGGGUUGCAAUCUUUUCAUGUUGCUAACGGGCCUCCAGAACGGAUCCCGUUCGCAACCAGAGGUACCACUGUACUGAGCUGCGGCUCCAUCCUGCAGUUACAGGUCUACUCACAGUGCACUCAGAUCCAAGCAGCUCAAGGAGUGGAGGCUACAGUGUUCUUAAUGCCCUUGGACAUGGAGCCAUCCAUUCCUCAGCUUAAUGUGGAUUAUGAACCCCUCCCCCGUGCCCCCUUUAAUUCCCCCUCCUCCACGGGCAUAGCCAGGAUUUCUAUUAGGGGGGAAGGCUUUGUGUUGGGGGGACCUCAGUUAAGUAUUUUUAUUGAUUUAUGGGGUCAGCUGCCCCCCACUUGGCUAUGCCCAUGUCCUCCUCUACAUGUUUUCUUCCAACUACUGCUGUCACUCACUUUCUCUUCCCUAAAUCUGGAGUUUCCCUAUACAACUGAUGUAGCUCUUGUAUUCAAAUUUUCAAAGCAUGGGAAUCUCUAUUUAGGGAGGACAAGGUAUGGGACCCCCGGGACGCGGGUGGCGUUGUGGGUAAAACCUCAGCACCUAGGACUUGCCGAUCGUCAGGUCGGCGGUUCGAAUCCCCGCGGUGGGGUGCGCUCCCGUUGCUCGGUCCCAGCGCCUGCCAACCUAGCAGUUCGAAAGCACCCCCGGGUGCAAGUAGAUAAAUAGGGACCGCUUACUAGCGGGAAGGUAAACGGCAUUUCCGUGUGCUGCGCUGGCUCGCCAGAUGCAGCUUGUCACGCUGGCCACGUGACCCGGAAGCGUCUUCGGACAGCGCUGGCCCCCGGCCACUUAAGCGAGAUGGACGCGCAACCCCAGAGUCAGACACGACUGGCCCGUACGGGCAGGGGUACCUUUACCUUUAGGUAUGGGACAGCAGUAGUUUGAAGAGGACACUUUAGGUUGGAAAUGAUGGAGGCACGAGGAAUUCACAAUCCAUGAUAAACUGAGGUCUGAACAGGCUUUGGGUUGCUGUCUCCUUUCUAAGAUUUAGAAGCCACUGGAAAUGUCUCUUUCAUUACCAAAACAUAAAGUGAGCCUGCUUGGUUUCCUUGAAUCCUAGCCUCUCUCUGCUUGCUUUGGUGUAGAGAAUGGGUGGAAGAGAACCAGUUAUGGAUCCAGCAGGUGUCGAGCACCCCCAGCACACGCAUGGAUGUGGUGCAUCUGCAGGAACAGCUGGACCUCAAACUCCAGCAGCGCCAGGCCCGUGAGACAGGCAUCUGCCCUGUGAGGCGAGAGCUGUACUCCCAGUGCUUUGGUGAGUGAGUGAACAGAGCCAGCCCUCUCCGCAUGCACAAUCUCAUCCAGAAAAUGAGGGCAUGAGUCCCAGGUACUCAUUUCAAUGAUUUGUCACAUCCUCACCCCCAGUUCUAGUCCUACACCUCUUCCAAUUAAAAUACAGUAGCACCUCGGGUUACAUUACCCUCGGGUAACGUAAACUUCAGGUUGCAAAAGUGGCAAACCUGGAAGUGUUUUGCCGCACACUCAUGCGCAGAAGCGGUCUACCGCCACGCGCAUGCAUAUAACAGUGAUCCUCGAGUUGCGAAAACCUCGGGAUCUGGCCGGACCUCUGGAACAGAUCCCGUUCGCAACCGGAGGUACCACUGUAACACACUAUAGUGUUAUUUCCCAUCCCACCCUCACCCCCAAAAUACACCCCUUUCUGCUUAUCCAUUUCUUUUUAACCUGCCUCCUAAAUAACUGUAGUUCAUCUUCCUAGGAUAAGCCUCCCUGAUCAACUUUGUUGCUGCUACAAGUACAGCUUUGAAACCUAAGUUAGAGCCAUUAACUUGCUCGCAAGCUGGAACACCAAACACUGAAGAAUUCUUGUCCUUUAAGGCAGUCAUGAGUCCCUAGCUUCCAUCCUCUGGAGAUGGGUGGGAGAAAGAGCAUCAGUCCAGACUUUUCCCAUGCAAAGCCUCAUUUGCAACUCUUCCCUUGCAGAUGAGCUGAUCCGAGAGGUGACCAUCAACUGUGCAGAGCGGGGGCUGCUGCUGUUGCGAGUGCGAGACGAGAUUCGGAUGACAAUUGCUGCUUACCAGACCCUGUAUGAGAGCAGUGUUGCCUUUGGCAUGAGGAAGGCACUGCAGGCUGAGCAGGGCAAGUCUGAUAUGGAAAGGAGAGUAAGUGUGGAGGCCAACAUCUCCCACCGCUGCACGAUCUUAGUUGGGGAAAGAAAGGCAGAGUUGGUUUGGGCCUCAAAGCUUCUUGGCAAGCAUGAAGUCUACCACUUGCUUAUAGUUGUGCAGAUGUGUGUGUGCAGUGCAUCUUAUUGCAACUUCGCGAAGGAGAAUCAUCAGCUCCAAGGCUGAGCUGCCUAGGGUGAGCAAGCCGUGGGAACCACCUGAAUAGUAAUUACUGUCACACAUCCUGCCUGCUUCUAUUAAAGGUAAAGGUACCCCUGCCCGUACGGGCCAGUCGUGUCCAACUCUAGGGUUGUGCACCCAUCUCACUUAAGAGGCCGGGGGCCAGCGCUGUCCAAAGACACUUCCGGGUCACGUGGCCAGCGUGACGAAGCUGCUCUGGCGAGCCAGCACCAGCGCAACACACGGAAACGCCGUUUACCUUCCCGCUAUAAAGCGGUACCUAUUUAUCUACUUGCACUUAGGGGUGCUUUCGAACUUCUAGGUGGGCAGGAGAUGGGACCGAAAGAUGGGACCCCGCCGCGGGGAUUCAAACCACUGACCAUACGAUCGGCAAGUCCUAGGCACUGAGGUUUUACCCACAGCGCCACCCGCGUCCCUGCCUGCUUCUAUUAGGUGACAGUAAAGACACUUCCAGGAGGCCUGGAGAAGUAACACUGCACUUCUUGUGGCCACUCAUUAACCUGGUGGGUCUGUUUUUUGCUCCAAGAUUGCAGACUUAGAGGAUGAGAAGCGGGACUUGGAGAGGCAAGUGAAUGAGCAGAAAGCCAAGUGUGAUGCCAUUGAGAAACGGGAACUUGAAAGGCGGCAGGUGGAAGAGAAGAAGCACACAGAAGAAGUGCAGUUCCUGAAACGAACAAAUCAGCAGCUCAAGGUUGGUUAGAGGGGACAGGGGCUGGAUUGGUGCAUAAAGAAACCACUCUUUCUUAGACAUCCAAAUUCUGUUGGACUCCCAGCUCCAGUCGGCGAUGAUGGAAGUUAUAGUCCAGCAAAUUCUACGCUCCUAACAGGAUUCUGCGUUUAGACUUUAGGAGCCUUCCCGCCCCAUCACCUAUUGGUUUCUGACUUUGGGAGGGUUACUACAUCUUUCCUGCUCAUCUGUUAUACACAGGACACACCCAGGUUGAUUUGCUCAGGCCAGUUUCUAGCUCCCAAUUUACAUGGCCUCCCAGUAAUGUGUUUUGUUAGAAAAUACCAGAGCCUGGCUUUAUGUAGGCAUGUCCCUAGUCCUUAACCUGGUCUGGAAGGCCAGAGUCCUUAAUUCUAAUCUGUUAGCCAUAUGCUAACCAGCAGUGGUAUUCUUAAUCAGAGGACUUAAGACUUGCUGAGAGGAUCAGCUAUGUAGAAAGUUCAACAUGUUUCACUAGUAGUGAGAGGCAUUAUUAAGGGUCCCAGAAGUGCAACUGUACUCUUUAAUCCUAGUCCGUCUGAUCAAAACCAGAUCAUACAGAGCUGAGCAUGUCAGUUGACAGGGUGGGAUAUUUUACCAAGUUUCAAAGGGCUACUUAUGGGAAAUCAAGGCCUGUUUGAAUGCUUCACAAUGGGUAUUGUGUGCUUAGAAGUCUUAACUUGUUUCCUUCCACCUGUCCCUUAGGUAAUUUAGGGGUGUUAUGAUUGGGGUGGAGGGACAGAAAACACUUUCCUCUUACCAAAGAUUUGCCUCCUUGGUGGAGCCUGCUUCUGGCAUGCAGGGAAGAAAAACCAGCAAGAAAAUUGGAUGUGGCCCCCAGUAACCCUUCCUUGUUCAGUGGCAGCCAGUGGUCUUUUUUUUCUAAUUGGGCAUCAAGUUGCCUCUAGUCACUGUUGUGUGCCUGAGUCCCAGAAAUGAUGUUGAUAGCACAGCCCUCAGACAGCCAAGGGCUUCACGGCCAGUCAUGAAAGCAGAGAAUGCAAACCACUGUUACAGCAACUUUGAUUCAAUUUCCUCUUUAGUACUUUUACAUUAUGAAAUGAGACUUUUGUAGCCAGGAAACAUUGCCAACUCUCCACUUUCUUCUCAUAAAGCAACAGACUUCCAUGCCAAGAAUGAAAGAAACUUAAUUUAUAAAACAUGGGAUGAGGAAUGCAAGAACAAACAACACCCCCCUCUCCACUCCAACUUGUUUCAGCCCCCAGCACUGCAGCAGCCUCCAAGUGAAGCAGUGGAUUGUUAGAUGUGCACCUUCUGGCAAAAGUGAGAGACUAAUUAAUUAGUCUGUCUUUUUCUGCUUUUCAGGCGCAGCUUGAAGGCAUCAUUGCACCAAAGAAGUAGUGGACCUUUCCAACAGCCCAGGGCUGGAGGGGGGAGUGCCUCCUGAGUGGCAAACAAAAGAAUAUCUUCCAAGAGUUCUUUAAAAAAGGUUCCAGAAUUAAUUUGCACCCCCUCUCUCAUCUGGAUCAGCUCCCCUUCUCUGCUUCUAGUGAUUUCUCAGCUGGUUUGGGAUUUGCCUCACCAGUUUACCCUAAAUGGAAUUUUUAAAAGUAUUUUUUUAUGUAGUAGUACUUCAGUUUGUUAUUACCGGGCAAGCCUCCGUCCUGCAGCAGGACAAAGGCUCUACAAAGUCACAUUAAACUAAACAAUUCUGAAA
Molecule: messenger RNA, 5726 nt
Organism: Podarcis lilfordi (Lilford's wall lizard)
Lineage: Eukaryota; Metazoa; Chordata; Lepidosauria; Squamata; Lacertidae
Source: the annotation of a GenBank genome assembly